Rhopilema esculentum is the source of this 1675-nucleotide messenger RNA. Its product is annotated as PAT complex subunit CCDC47. Gene Ontology annotation, biological process: endoplasmic reticulum calcium ion homeostasis. NCBI's taxonomy places the organism in Eukaryota, Metazoa, Cnidaria, Scyphozoa, Rhizostomeae, Rhizostomatidae. Gene Ontology annotation, cellular component: endoplasmic reticulum. Gene Ontology annotation, molecular function: calcium ion binding. The record is from RefSeq and is a predicted model, not a curated record.
CAACAUGCUCUUUGUGUCAUGCUCAAUCUAAGAUGGCGUUGAGGAAAGGGACGAGGUCGUUGGUCUUCAUAUCUAUCUUCUUGAUCUACUUCCUAACAGGAAUCAAUUUUCAAGUCUACUGCAAAGGAGCACAAUCUCCAAAAAGCGCAGAUUCUGGUAAAAGUGAUGAUUUCUCUGAAUUCGACCAAGAAGAUGAAAACGAUGCAGUUGAAGACGACUCCGAUUUCGGAUAUGUAACAACUCCUGAUCAAGAACAAGGCAGCAGCCAAGAUGUUGGUUCAAAGAAUAUAUUUCAUGGAGAAACUGAUGAAACAGAUGACUUGACAGAAAACAAUGAGGAUGAGUUUGAUCCGUACACAGAUGAAGAGGAGUUUGAGGGUUAUGCAAAAGAUGGCAAAGGAGCAAAAAGCAAAAUUCCUGGGCCAGAUCUAAAAAUCACAAAGGUUCCAGUCCACUUUCGAUCAGGAUGGCAGUCAUUUUAUUUUGAGUUGAUUACUGUUACUGGCCUGCUUGUCUAUGCUGCAAAUUUCUUUACUGGCAAGACUAAGAACUCCAAACUGGCAACUUCUUGGUUCAAAGCCCACAAGCCCCUCCUCGAAUCGAAUUUUAGUAUUGUUGGUGACGAUGGAAUGAGUAAAGAGCCACAAAGCGGUGUUCUUGUGAAAGAAAGCGAAAGUGUGUACACCUUGUGGUGUACUGGGAGGCAGUAUUGUGAAGGCAUGCUAGUAGAACUAAAGCUUCUCAAGCGACAUGAUCUCGUGAGCGUCAUGAGUAAUAUGCUGAAGCCAAAAUCUGACUCAGUGCGUGUUACUGUAUACAUGGACGAUGAAGAUAUGGACAGCUUUGUUUUUGCAGUUGCUUUAAAAAAGAAUGCAGUAAAGCUUCUCAAGGAAUACCAAGAUUUGAAUUUCUUUUGUGGCGAGAAGAGGAGCGGUGAAAGGUAUGGGCUGCCAAGUUCCUACACAUGUCUCGCGGAAACACAGGAAAUAGCCCAACAUAUUUUAAAUACGCAAGUUUGCAAAGCUAUUGCCACAUAUGAAGAUAUGUUUGAGAUGAUGCAUUUUUCAGACCAAUAUGUAGGACAGAAAAAAGAGGAAAUUGAAGAAGAGGGUGCAACCAAGCCUAAAAAGCCAAAGAAAGUUCUCAUGUUUGAAUUCAAAGUUUCAGGAAAUGGAAGAACGAGGGUGCAAGAUAUGGCAGCCACUGAGCCGUUGAUGAAGAUGGUCGUACACUGCAUCGACAGAAUCAAAUCGUUUAAACUAGGCAAGGAGACAAGAGCCAAAGUCGACAAGAAAAGAAGAGAAGCAGAAGAAUCAUUUCUAAAAUUGUCCCAUGGUCAAAGACAAGAGGCCGCAAUGACCCGAAGAGAAGAAAAACUUCGCGCUGAGAAGGAAAAAAUGAUGUCCGAAGAGGACCCGGAUAGGCAACGUCGUUUGGAGGAAAAGGUCAUGAAGAGUGACAUGAAGAAGAGGGGACCGAAAAUGAAGCAGUUGAAAGUCAGGAUGUGAAAUACAAGAUGUGAAAUACAAGAUGUGAAAUACAAGAUCUGAAAGCCAGGACCAGCUUUUGAAUCAAAUGACGUAUAUAAAAUUUCUAACUGAUACACGAAUGAAAACAGGUUGAAUGCGUUGUGUCAAAAUUCAUUGCCCUAGAAAGCUAUAUAAUUGCACUGUUA